This is a messenger RNA of Olea europaea var. sylvestris, 399 nucleotides long. RefSeq lists its product as uncharacterized. Gene Ontology annotation, biological process: DNA integration. The coding region runs from base 1 to 399 and encodes 132 amino acids. The record is from RefSeq and is a predicted model, not a curated record. The transcript has 2 exons. Gene Ontology annotation, molecular function: nucleic acid binding. Lineage: Eukaryota; Viridiplantae; Streptophyta; Magnoliopsida; Lamiales; Oleaceae.
AUGCCUUUGAAUAGUAUCCUGGAGAUGGAACCAUUCGACGUCUGGGGGAUCGACUUCAUGGGACCAUUUCCCCCAUCCUUCUCUAAUCAGUACAUAUUAGUGGCUGUGGAUUACGUAGCAAAGUGGGUAGAGGCCGUUGCACUGCCUACCAAUGAUGAAAAGGUGGUGAUUGAGUUUCUAAAGAAACAUAUUUUUACCCGCUUUGGAACACCGAGGGCUAUAAUCAGUGACGGGGGCAAACACUUCUGCAAUCGUCAACUCAAACAAUUGUUGGCUAAAUAUGGCGUUAAACAUCGUGUUGCAGGUGAAAAACGUCUCCUACAAUUUAAUGAGCUGGAUGAGCUUAGAAUGGAAGCCUACAAGGAUUCAAGAAUCUACAAAGAGCGCACCAAGAAAUGA